AUGUCAGCCAACGAGGCUUUACUGCCUGACGAAAGCAAUCCAUCGCUCGUCGGGAAGGCACAGCCUCGCAAUAUAGGAGGUGACGACGAUUCUGUAGUGGAUGUUGCCGUCAGCGUUGAGAGGCGCGGCGUGCCAGAUGGCAAACAUGAAACUAUUUCGGCCAUGACGGUGGCCGCUAAGGUCGUGGUUAAGGGCAGCAAAAAAGGCGUCUUCUAUCGUGGCGAUAACCGACCACCAAGUGAGAUCUUUAAAAAGGGUUUCACCACACAGGGCAGCAAUAUGAAUCUCAUUACUCACCUAAGUUUUGGUGGGGAGUCGGGGUACGUCUCAGUUUCGCGAUCUCGCGAUGCGGCGGCCCGGUACGCCUUUGGCCGGACGGAAGCCAAGACCGAGACGGGAUAUAUUUACUACCUGGCCCCCCACAAUAUGCCAGACGGAUACUGGAUCCCCGAAAUGUACAAAGAUAAUGCGGUUCACGCGAACCAAGAAUUUGCGGCAGCCGCUAGUAUACCCCCUGAGACCAUUCAGGGAGUUCGCGUCAUCCAUAAGGCCAAACCGUUGAAGGAGGUAAAAUGGAUUGACAACCCAAAAUUCGCCUUCAAGGGAGCCGUCUGCAAUAUCCGGAAGAGAAGCCUCUGCAUUCCGCCUGCGACAGAAGAUGAGCACAUAAACUCCAAGCCGCCUUCAGAGGAGGGCCCAAUGAGAAAUCCCAAGCCUCCUUCAGAGCAGAGCCCGAAGGGAAAGUCCAAGCCGCCAUCACAGCUAAAUCACUCGGAAAGUCAAAUGAAGGCUUUGGCUGAACAAUUCGGAGAAAAGAGAUUGAAGAAGCUCGCGGGCCAGAAAGGGCUGGAUAAAAUCGCUGAAAAGAGAUUGAAGAUGCCCUUCAGCGAAGUGCGGCCGAGAAUCCUAAUCCCGAAAGGGCUCGCUCUCUCAGAAACGCUCAAGGGCGGGGCGCUCAAGGGACUCAAUGCAGUAGGGUACGCCUUUUGGGUGAACGAUAUGGUGGAAGCGUUUUCGACCGAGUCGAGCGGUCUGGAGAAGGCUGCAGCAGUGACGGCUAUUAUCCCUUUCGUCGGCUGCGGUUUUAACACCGCAGUGCAACAAGAGCACCACGAGGACGUCGACGUAUCUGCGGUAGAUACGGCCUUAUGCGUGAUAGGCGAUGCGCUGCUGCUAGGCAAAGUUACUGCUCCGGCAGGCAUUGUUGUGCACCUCUCACGAUCCCUGCUCCCAUUUAAGCUGCCCGAGCUACCUACGUUCGACGAAGUCCGAAGCAUGCGCGAUAAGCCGUGGGAUGAUUUUAUCCACAAAGAUAUAUUCGAAUCGUUUAUGUCUGAGAGCUGGCUGAUGAAGCUUGAGAGCGCCAUGGCCAUCGAGGCCUUAACUAUUGUGAACCGAGCCGCCGACACGAUAGGAAUAAUUGAGGCAGGUAGCCAGAUUGUCCUCGAGGGAAAUCAGAAUGAUGACAGGAAUGGGAGCGAGGUUGAAGACGGAAAGCCGGAAGGAAGCCAGCAGCAAGACGACAAGAGUGUAACCCGGGAUGAAAACCAGAGACUGGACACCUGCCAGGUCCAAAACUACACCAGGGACGUGGCCCAGGCCAAAAACAAUACCCAGACAGCCACUUCCCAGGUACUGGAAAAAAUGGACGCCGAGAUCAUAAGUCGUCAGCGUCAAUACCUACUUGGCCCUAGAAUGAUGCUGCAUAGCCUAGAGCAGUCAAUCAAAGAUACCAGCAAAGAGUAUAAUAAGGGUUUCAUCCAAAGACUCAAUUCCGAUGAGGUGGUAAAGUCAUACCCAAGCCCUAAGCGAUACCCAUAUAUCUUUCAAAAUGACCGAGAGCUAUACGGACGUACCCGCGGCCGUUUCUUGCAUAUCAGCAACAAUCUAGAUGGCUGGCCACCCCAGUCCCCCAACCUCUACACCUUGGCUUACUUCAUCGGCGUAAUGGCCGGAGUCGACGGCGACCAACCGCAGAAGUCUACGCGGCGCGAUGCGCCCGAAUCUGCUGCAAUAUCCGCCCCGACUAAGCCUGAUCAAUGGAAACAAGGCAUUAGUCCCGGGGUGAUUGACCCGAUUCUAUACUACAAAGAAAAGGCGAAACGGGAAGAUCGGCAGGCAGUCGUCCAACAUACCCUUGCCAUUGUAAAACUUCUCGAGGGGAAGAUUCAAGAGUCCAAGCUUCCUAGAAUUAAAAGUGGAAUGGGGCUCCCUGGCGCCAGUCUUCCAGAGUUUCAUCAGCUUAUUGCAAUGUUUGUCGGAUAUAAGUUCGCGAAUUGGAAGAAGAAACAGGGGUCCCGGGACGGCUAUAUCGACACGAAAUUCUCUGAGGACAACGCGCUUAUAGAGCACCUUUAUGGGGCUUCCAAGGACGACAAUGAGUUCAUAAAGGACUUUUAUGCCGUGCUGGAAAAAGAGCCUCCGAAGCAACAUGUUUCUAAGGACUACUGCGUGGGGGUGGUCAGUACAUUGGUCCAUCAAUACAUCGCCCCCGAAAUAAGGCAAAGUAAAGUCUCAGCCGGCAUGUCGGCGUCAGCGUUGCUUCCAUAA
Messenger RNA from Hirsutella rhossiliensis, 2550 nucleotides. RefSeq names its product pertussis toxin, subunit 1 domain-containing protein. Gene Ontology annotation, cellular component: extracellular region. The record is from RefSeq and is a predicted model, not a curated record. Lineage: Eukaryota; Fungi; Ascomycota; Sordariomycetes; Hypocreales; Ophiocordycipitaceae. Bases 1 to 2550 code for a protein of 849 amino acids. The transcript has 2 exons. Gene Ontology annotation, molecular function: NAD+ poly-ADP-ribosyltransferase activity.